This is a messenger RNA of Epinephelus lanceolatus (giant grouper), 675 nucleotides long. NCBI's taxonomy places the organism in Eukaryota, Metazoa, Chordata, Actinopteri, Perciformes, Serranidae. The record is from RefSeq and is a predicted model, not a curated record.
GCUCGGAUAUGAUGUAGCAACUGUUGUGGCGUAACUGAAGUUACAACCGUUCAGCACGGCGUCAAUCACACUUUACAGGUAUUAAACUUGUAACAGUUUGACUUGCUUGAUAAAAUGGCGUAUCCAGGAUACGGCGGGCCUCAGUAUGGGGGUCCUAUGCCAGGAAUGCCAGGUCAGGGGAUGCCGCCCAUGGGAGGCCCGAUGGGAGGCCCAAUGGGAGGCCCGAUGGGAGGUCCAAUGCCUGGGCAAAUGGGUGGGCCGAUGGGAGGCGCACCACCCCAGGGAGGAUAUGCCCCCUAUGGAGGAGGCUAUCCAGGCACAUUUGGCGCCGCACCCCCAGCUGCCAAUGAUCCAAUGUGGGGUUACUUCACAGCCAUUGCAGGCCAGGACGGUGAGGUCGAUGCGGAGGAGCUUCAGAGGUGUCUGACCCAGUCUGGUUUCUCUGGCAGCUACACACCAUUCAGCCUGGAGACGUGCAGGGUCAUGAUUGCAAUGCUGGAUAGGGACUUUACAGGCAAGAUGGGCUUCAAUGAGUUCAAGGAGCUGUUCACAGCUCUGAAUGGCUGGAAGCAGAACUUCAUGAUGUUCGACCAGGACAGGAGUGGGACCGUCGAACCUCACGAGAUGAGUCAGGCAGUCAACUCUAUGGGUGAGAGUCUCAACAGUUUAACAUGA